Molecule: messenger RNA, 1138 nt
Organism: Carica papaya (papaya)
Lineage: Eukaryota; Viridiplantae; Streptophyta; Magnoliopsida; Brassicales; Caricaceae
Source: RefSeq, a predicted model, not a curated record
UUAUUGGUAUUGAAGGUGCAGAACAUAAUAUGGGAGAUAUUGUUGCUGUUGAGAGUGAUUUGAAAGAAAGGGGCGACUUUCCAUUUGAUGAAAUUAAAGCUGGUGCAUUGGUUGCAAUUGAAGAUCUUCAACCAGAUAUUCCUGCACCAAUUGCUAGUACAAACAACUCCCUUUCAAAAACUCUAGAAGCUGGUGAUGUUAGCCAAACUGUUGGGGAAAGUGAAAAUAACAAGCUUGAAGUAGCAAGUCUUGAAGUCCAGGUUGCCGAAAAUGGUUUUAUUAAUGAAGCUCCAAGUUACAAUGAGGAGUGCAGUGGGGAAACUAGGAAGUGUUUUCCGUAUACAGAAGAACAAAGUAAUGUCCAAAAUGCUUCAUUUAAUGAUGGAGGAAAUCCAUCUUUUGAGGAUGUUGAUCCACGUAGUGCUUUGGAUGUGGGAAUUACUGCUGGUGAUCAUGCUUCUAUGGUAAAUAAUGCUGAAUGUGAAAACAUUCAAGUCGAGAAUGAUACAGAAUUUUUGAAUGCGGAUGAUGAUGAGGUAGCUGACAAUGACGACAGCAUACCUUGUGAUGAAGAAACUCGCCUUCUUGAGAACAGUGGAUGGUCUUCACGUACAAGGGCUGUGGCCAACUACCUCCAAACAUUAUUUGACAAGGAAGCUGUGAAUGGAAGGAAGGUCCUCUUGAUGGACAAUCUAUUAAGUGGUAAAACUCGUAAAGAAGCAUCAAGGAUGUUUUUUGAGACACUGGUUCUGAAAACAAAGGAUUAUAUCCACGUAGAACAAGCAAAGCCCUUCGAAAAUAUUAAUAUAAAGGCUCGAGCAAAGCUCAUGAAGUCAGACUUUUGAUGACACAAAAUAGGAAUGCAGAUAUGUACCAAUGUAAUUUUCUAGUUAGGGUGAUGCUCGGCCCAGAUUUUUUUUAUACCUUCCCCUCCCACUUGAUUACUUUUUGUUGUUUUUUUAACCUAAAUUACACCCUUUAUCAUUUAGUUGAUGUAAUUGGUAGUGGGUUAACAGUGGGUCGAGAAGUAAAUGUCAUUUAUAUUAAAUGUAACUACACUACAAAAUCGGAUCAUAAUUAUGUAUAUAUCUGUAUGAUAUUACCAUAUUAGCAAUUCAGAUGCUAAUUUUGUGUUUAA